Ananas comosus (pineapple) is the source of this 2027-nucleotide messenger RNA. RefSeq names its product probable sodium-coupled neutral amino acid transporter 6. The record is from RefSeq and is a predicted model, not a curated record. NCBI's taxonomy places the organism in Eukaryota, Viridiplantae, Streptophyta, Magnoliopsida, Poales, Bromeliaceae. Gene Ontology annotation, biological process: amino acid transmembrane transport. Bases 353 to 1750 code for a protein of 465 amino acids. Gene Ontology annotation, molecular function: amino acid transmembrane transporter activity. The transcript is spliced from 6 exons.
UGGGGAGAGGGAACAAGGACAUAGCUUUCUCUUUUACUUUUGUGUGCAAUUUUUUUUUUCUUGGUUUUGUUUUCCACUUUCUCCCUGCUGGGUUUUGCUAGUUUUUGUGUGUUGAAGUGGAUUGAUAGAUUGAUUGGUUGAUUGAUUGAUUGAUUGUGUUGGUUUCGUUGGUGCUUCAAAAGAGGCCUCCUUUUUUUGGGGCUUUUUGGGUUUGCUCUUCUUCAUUCAAUUCAACAAGGUUCCUGUGAUCCUGAAAUUUUUCAGAGGAGGGAGCUCUGACAUUCGAUUCAGAUUCGUUCGAUUCUACUUCCGACCGCUCGUAACGAUUUCAAACUAAGAAGUUUGAGUAGAUAUGACGAUCGGUGACGUUUCCCCAACCAAAAAGAAGGGAAGCGCUGCGACAUGCAGGGAGAUCCGAUCCGAGACGGCUCCAUUAUUACCCACCAGAAAGCAAGACGACGAAGAAGAUGAGGCAGCGUUCCACGAGUUCAACGCCGCGUCCUUCUCUGGAGCGGUGUUUAAUCUCUCGACGACGAUCGUGGGGGCCGGGAUCAUGGCUCUGCCCGCGACCAUGAAAGUGCUCGGUUUGAUACCCGGGAUCGCGAUGAUCGUCAUCGUCGCGUUCCUAACCGAGGCUUCGAUCGAGAUGUUGAUUAGAUUCAGCAAUGUGGAUAAGGUCUCUUCUUACGGGCUUUUAAUGGGGGAUUCCUUCGGGAAGAUCGGGAGGAUCGUGCUGCAGUGCUCGGUUGUCGUGAAUAACAUCGGCGUGAUGAUCGUGUACAUGAUUAUAAUGGGUGACGUACUUUCCGGGACAUCCUCGAGCGGCAUUCACCACCCUGGCAUCUUGGAAGGAUGGUUCGGCGCGCACUGGUGGAACGGCCGCACCUUCGUUCUUCUACUCACAACUCUCCUUGUGCUCGCUCCGUUGACGAGCUUUAAGCGCGUCGAUUCAUUGAGAUACACGUCGGCCUUAUCGGUCGGCCUCGCGGUUGUAUUUGUCGUCAUCACCGCGGGCAUCGCCGUUGUCAAAUUGCUGAGCGGGACCGUGUCGAUGCCGAGACUGUUUCCCCAGCUCACCGAUUUGUCCUCCGUGUGGAAUCUCUUCACUUCGGUCCCCGUUCUCGUCACCGCCUACAUCUGCCAUUAUAACGUUCACAGCAUCAACAACGAGCUCGAGGACCGGUCGCAGAUCCGGCCGAUCGUGCAAACCUCGCUGACGCUUUGCUCCGUCGUCUACAUUGCGACGAGCUUCUUCGCCUUCCUCCUCUUCGGCGACGCCACCUUGGACGACGUCCUCGCCAACUUCGACUCGAACCUCGGAAUCCCGUUCAGCGCGCUCCUGAACGACGUGGUGAGACUGAGCUACGUCGUCCACAUCAUGCUCGUCUUCCCGAUCGUGUUCUUCGCCCUCCGGCUUAACUUGGACGGCCUCCUGUUCCCCUCUGCGCGGCAUUUGUCUCUCGACAACAAGCGAUUCGCGGGCGUCACUGCCGCGCUCCUCGCCGUCAUCUAUUCGGCCGCUAUUUUCAUACCGAGCAUCUGGGAUGCAUUUCAGUUUACCGGUGCGACCGCGGCCGUGUGUAUAGGGUUCAUUUUCCCUGCUUCCAUUGCCCUGAGGGAUCCUUACGGAGUCGCGACGAAGCGCGAUAAGAUCCUCUCCGUGCUCAUGAUCGUGCUCGCCGUGCUUUCGAACGCCGUGGCUUUGUACAGCGACGCGUACUCCAUCGCACACCGGAAACAAGAGGCGUGAUCGCGGCGUUUUAUCGAGUCCGAAGGAGUAUCAUCAAAUGCUUUGUUGUUUUGUUGAUCAUUUGUGGAAUGUGGAUUAUGAAAAGAAAAAAAGAAAAGAAAAUAAAUCAAUUCAAUGUGUGGGUUGAGUUGCAAUGGAAAUCAUGUAACAUAUAUGUGUAUUAAAGGAGGCUAUUUAUUCAUACAUAUGAAGCUUCUUGUUAUAAGAUGGAAUUGAGAUGUGUAGUGUAUUUGUAACACAAUACUAAAUUUUAUUUAAGAUGGUUUUGGUUCGUGCU